CGCUGCUUGAUGCCAGCUUAGCUUGGUUAUCCUGUGCUGCUGCUGCUGCUGCUGCUGUUCCUCUGUAUAGCCUUUUUCUUUCUUUUGGGUGGAUAGAAUAAUAAGAAUAAAUUUCUUUUCCCCUUUAAAAAGAUUAAUAAUUCUUCUUUGGCCCUGGCGUUUCAGCUUCUCGAUCCGCCCCCCAGUCUGUCGCUUUUGUUAUAGCUAUUGUCGCCGUAUAAGAUGUCAGCAGCCUCCUCCUCCAAGACGAUCGAUGGAUCGAAGAGAUGGAAGGGCAAUGAUUAUUAUUAUAGUCUAAUAGCACCUAUACUUCGGUGACUCAUCACAUCUCUCUCUCACUCUCCCGAGAGCGCCAUGCCAUGCCAUGCCAGUCACCGCAUUCAUGGCUUGAAUGCCCAUUUCGCCAACAUUCCCCUUUCUGCCACCGCCCGUUAGUAGGUUUUGCAGUGCAUUUGCCUCCUUCUUCCUGGGAGCAUAGCGGUGUAUUUUUUUUGGGCCCAUGGUCCAGACUUCGGUGGCGGUGGAGAGAGAGAGACGUGUAUAUUACGCAAUCCCAGCUAUCGCACAUCUCCGAUGGAAAAUGAUCGGUGGGCAAAAGGGCUGUGGUGGCUCAAGGCGGGAUGUGCUCUUCUUGAUGACUCAUGCAGGAGGCAUGAUCAGCUCAACGUUGUCUCAGCUCGACACAUCCCAUCCACCCCUCAGUCGCUCACUUCCCAAUCCGCACACAUUCAAUCAGCCUAAUACUGGAGACGCUCCACCACCACCCCCGAAAAGAAACCGUUUGUCGAACCUUUUUAAGCUCUCACCCGAGAUCUGCUGUAGACGCCACACUGGUCAUGCGCUCUGCUUCUCUUGCUGCCAACUUCGGAUCCCAGAUAUAGCUCUGCGCCAAGACUCAAGAGAUCGCGCGCGCUCAUAGCAUCGGAAGCCAACAUUACCCUAGAAUAAAAAGGGCGGAGAGGGGAAUCUGAACCUUUCCCACCCGGGCUCACCCGUUUUGACGUCACCUAUCAAAGCGUAAGUACAUGCAUACAGUAGUCUCCA
Kockovaella imperatae is the source of this 1044-nucleotide messenger RNA. RefSeq lists its product as hypothetical. NCBI's taxonomy places the organism in Eukaryota, Fungi, Basidiomycota, Tremellomycetes, Tremellales, Cuniculitremaceae. Bases 500 to 919 code for a protein of 139 amino acids. The transcript has a single exon. The record is from RefSeq and is a predicted model, not a curated record.